GAGCAAUAUGGCGCCGCCGACAAUGCUGGGCAAGGUGUACUCGCUCUUUUUCCGCAGAACGUCCACCUUCGCGCUCACUAUCGCUGUGAGCGUCUUGUUCUUCGAGCGCGCCUUCGACCAGGGAGGGGACGCCAUCUACGGCACCAUCAACCAAGGGAAGCUGUGGAAGCACAUCAAACACAAAUAUGAGGAGGAAUAGCUGCUGACGGCCGGCCCCCAGCGAGGAGAAGACCCAACCCGGAGCUGUGUAGGACCACCCAGACAUGGCAUCCAUCCCUUGGCUUCCAGACUGCCGUCCCAUCUGUCUGAGAACCCACCAAUAAAUGGGACAUGAAUUAUCUGUGAA
Monodelphis domestica (gray short-tailed opossum) is the source of this 346-nucleotide messenger RNA. It is a transcript of the gene UQCR10, whose product is annotated as ubiquinol-cytochrome c reductase, complex III subunit X. Gene Ontology annotation, biological process: mitochondrial electron transport, ubiquinol to cytochrome c. The record is from RefSeq and is a predicted model, not a curated record. NCBI's taxonomy places the organism in Eukaryota, Metazoa, Chordata, Mammalia, Didelphimorphia, Didelphidae. Gene Ontology annotation, cellular component: respiratory chain complex III.